AUGCAAUCUAAAAAACCAAUGGAACUCUUUUGCUGCCCAUGUCCUGGACAAUGGUCAACCCUUCUCAUGAUGGAACACUUGGGAUUAGACUGUAUCCAACAUGAUGUUGACAUUAAGAAAGGUGAACAAUUCAAACCUGAAUUUAAAAAAUUAAAUCCAUUCUGUAUGGUACCAACAUUACUUGACCAUGAAACAGGUAGUGAAAGACCAUUGAAUGUAUUUGACAGUGGAGCCAUUUUAGUGUACCUCGCCAGAAAGUAUGACAAGUUUUGUCCAAACAUGAACUCCAAGAAUCCAAGAGAUUUCUGUGACUACAUUUCUUGGUUCAUGAGCCAUCAAUCGGGAUUGGCCACUCACAUGGGAUCGUACAUCUACUAUCGUUGGUACCGUGACCAAGUGUUGACAACCAGAGGUGAAAAGUGUGAAAAGCUUCCCAAGGAGUUUUUGCAAGAACACUGCUGCAACAUCGAACGUUACUUGGACGUCUUUGAAGAGCACCUCUGUGACAAGCAGUUUGCCGUCAAUGACGAACUCACCAUCGUCGACAUGGCAUUGUACUCUUGGUUUGUCUACCUUCCACUCGGUUUUGUUCCAGACCUCAACAACAAGAAAUACAACAACAUCAAGAGAUACACCAACGAUCUCGCUUGUCUUCCAAUGUUUAAAAAGGUACAACCAGUAUUGGACAAGCAUUUGAAACUUCCAGGUGGAGGUUCAGAAGAAGAAGUAUCAAUCAUUCUUCACCAUGGUGAAAGUGGAGGUGGAACGUUGAAAAUAGAACCGUCAGUUAGAAAUAUAGAUAGUAGUAGCCAGCAUCAUCAGACAUUAUUAACAGCAGCAGAAGCAACUCUUGAUAUAAUGCCACCAUAA
This is a messenger RNA of Cavenderia fasciculata, 870 nucleotides long. RefSeq lists its product as uncharacterized. The transcript has 5 exons. The coding region runs from base 1 to 870 and encodes 289 amino acids. NCBI's taxonomy places the organism in Eukaryota, Evosea, Eumycetozoa, Acytosteliales, Cavenderiaceae. The record is from RefSeq and is a predicted model, not a curated record.